AACAUAUUCAAUCUAUGGUUCCGUACAUUGACGAUGAUUGCAUUAUCAGGUCCAUGACAAAACAAUCUCACAAAAAUAAUUUCGAUGUCUAAAGACGAAGCCCCAAUAUGCAUCAACGCAUGUACCCAUUGCGGUUACUGAUUUCCUCACCUACGUAGCUCUAUAUAUAAGACCGGACGGCCCGAGCCGACCCACCCGACUCUCAUUACCAAACGAAGACAAACAAACCGCCUCCUUCUCGGCUCCUCCCAUUGCUCUGCUCGAACGCGUACGAAGCAGAGCGCCAGGCAGCCUACACUACGCAGGCCAAGAAGAAGCAAUCAAGCAAAGCAAUGGGGAACAGCCUGCGGUGUUGCCUGGCGUGCAUGCUCCCCUGCGGCGCCCUGGACGUCGUCCGCGUCGUCCACCUCAGCGGCCACGUGGACGAGUUCACCUGCCCGCUCAUCGCCGCCGACGUCCUCGCCGCGCACCCGAGCCACGCGCUCACCGCUGCGGGCUCCGCGGGAGCCGCCAGGAGGAUCGCCAUCGUCCCGCCCGACUCCGAGCUCCGCCGCGGCCGGAUCUACUUCCUCAUCCCCACCACGGCGUGCCCCGCGGCCGCGCCCAAGGCCAAGGCGGCCGCCGAGCUCAAGCGCAACCACAACGGCGCGCGCCCUCCCAGCAAGACGAAGAGGCGCCACGGCCCCGGCCACCACCGCAAGGUGGCCGCGGCGGCGGCGAGCACCGCGGAGCAGGACAACUACCUGAGGGAGCUCCUGUCCGAGAAGCGGGAGGCGGCGGCCGGACACCGGCGGCGGCGCAGCAGCAGCGGCCGCGCCGGCGUGUGGCGGCCGCGGUUGGAGAGCAUAGCGGAAGAGCCUUCGGACUAGUGCCAUCCGCUCCAAUUUUUCGCUUUUCCUUUUGUCCUCUGCGAUCUUGCGCUGUGAAUAUAUGGAUGGUCGUUGAGGACGCUAGUUUUUGCCUUUUUUGGUUCUCCGUCAGCUCGAUCUAGUGAAGCACUGUAAGCUAAGCAGUGAGGAUGUUCAUUUGGGGCUUGAGCACUAUCCUUUUUUUUUUCUUGCUCAAAAGUAGAUGGCGAGAUUGAAAGGGAAAAAUAGAUCUUUUUAAGAUCCAGGUUGUACAAACAGAAUUUAGACUGGGUUCGUUGAUUUGUUUAUUCGCAAUUUUUUUUUUGCGAGUACUGCUUCUUUGUUUUUUUGUCUAUUCGCAAUCUGUUCGACAGUGUGCUACGCUAGUACUGCUGCUUUGUUU
Messenger RNA from Brachypodium distachyon (stiff brome), 1251 nucleotides. RefSeq lists its product as uncharacterized. Bases 333 to 869 code for a protein of 178 amino acids. The transcript has a single exon. NCBI's taxonomy places the organism in Eukaryota, Viridiplantae, Streptophyta, Magnoliopsida, Poales, Poaceae. The record is from RefSeq and is a predicted model, not a curated record.